Messenger RNA from Trichophyton verrucosum HKI 0517, 753 nucleotides. RefSeq lists its product as uncharacterized. Gene Ontology annotation, cellular component: intracellular membrane-bounded organelle. The transcript is spliced from 2 exons. The record is from RefSeq and is a predicted model, not a curated record. Lineage: Eukaryota; Fungi; Ascomycota; Eurotiomycetes; Onygenales; Arthrodermataceae. Gene Ontology annotation, biological process: protein transport; vesicle-mediated transport. Bases 1 to 753 code for a protein of 250 amino acids.
AUGUCGAGACAAGAGCAAACAAGACACACAGCAGCAAACAUGCCAAGACAUGCCGAUAAGCCCUCGAUAACACCAACUCGUCAAGUUAGUUCGCUUGGACAUCGCAAACCUGCGGCAAGACUCGAGAUAUCAGAGCGAACGCAACUGAGAAUACAUGCUACAUACACAGAGAAUAAAGGAGCGACGCAAAAGAUGAUUAACGCAGUGCUUGUGUUUAAUAAUAGUGGCCAACCAAGGCUAACAAAGUUCUAUACUCAGCUGGACACACAAACCCAGCAGUCACUCAUAUCGCAGAUAUACACACUUGUCUCCCAGCGUCCUGCUUCAGCAUGCAACUUCCUCCCGCUGCCUCCCUUGCUCUCACAAGGCGCGAGCAACAACUCAGCUGGUAGCCACUCCGAUGCACCCACCCAGAUCACAUACCGAACCUAUGCUACACUGUCUUUUAUCUUGAUAUCUACAUCAACAGAGUCACCUCUUGCCUUGAUAGACUUGAUCCAAGUGUUUGUUGAGGCCCUGGACCGCCUCUUUGAGAAUGUAUGCGAACUUGAUCUUAUUUUCGGUUACGAAACGAUGCAUGCGGUUUUAGGAGAGAUGAUUGUCGGAGGCGUGGUGAUAGAAACGAACCUCGAGCGGAUCGUCCAAGGGGCUAGAGCGCUAGAAGGACCACGAGGGAAGAGAAAAGUUGUUGAUAGUGCCGGCUCCGCUAUUGGACGAUCGGGAAUUCCUGGCUUGGGGGUUCCUUGGAGAUAA